This is a messenger RNA of Fopius arisanus, 1094 nucleotides long. It is a transcript of the gene Dera, whose product is annotated as deoxyribose-phosphate aldolase. Gene Ontology annotation, biological process: deoxyribonucleotide catabolic process; carbohydrate catabolic process. Gene Ontology annotation, cellular component: cytoplasm. The transcript has 4 exons. The coding region runs from base 95 to 1000 and encodes 301 amino acids. Gene Ontology annotation, molecular function: deoxyribose-phosphate aldolase activity. NCBI's taxonomy places the organism in Eukaryota, Metazoa, Arthropoda, Insecta, Hymenoptera, Braconidae. The record is from RefSeq and is a predicted model, not a curated record.
AAGUUUGGAGCAUCAACAGAUAUCGAGAGGAUCUAAAAUCUGUCUGGGUGGAUUACGAGUCGAUAUUUCGAGUUUUUAAUUAAAAGGAAUAAAUAUGCAAAGGCCAGUGAUUGAAUCGUCGAUUUUAACGUUAAAUGUACCAUCCCACGUUACUCAUGAAUACGUGCGGAAACGAGUGAGUGAAAUUCAGAGCAUCUGUGGGUCGAUUGACAAUCGAAUCGUCUAUAAUAGGUCACAACUUCUGAAGGCGAUAAGUCUUAUCGAUUUGACGUCCUUGAACGUAAACGAUAGUUCAAAAACAAUUGAGGAAUUGUGUGCAAGGGCAAUAAAUCCGAUAGGCGAGCAGAUUGGUAAUAAAGAUUUACAUACAGCAGCUGUUUGCAUUUUUCAAGCGAGAGCACAAGAUGCCAUAGAUUUUUUAAAACAGAGGAAUAUUCAAGAUAUUUCUGUGGCCACAGUUGCUGGAGAUUUUCCAAAUGCUUCACUACCUUAUGACCAACGUCUGAAGGACGUUCUGGUAGCUGGACAAUCGGAUGUUGAUGAAAUUGACAUUGUCAUUGAUAGAUGUUUGGUCAAAAAUGACAAUUGGGAGGAAUUGUUCAAGCAGAUCUCAGAGAUGAGGAGAGUUUGCGCGGAAAAACAUAUGAAAACUAUUCUAUCAACUGGUGAUUUACCAAGUAUCAAUCAUAUUUACAAGGCAUCAAUGGUAGCCAUGAGUGCUGGGUCGGAUUUUAUCAAGACUUCGACGGGAAAGGAGUCUAUUAAUGCGACUUUAGAGGUGGGAGUUGUCAUGUGUGAGGCCAUCAAAGAAUUUCAACGGCUGACUGGACGAAAAGUGGGAUUGAAACCAGCUGGAGGCAUCAAGACUGCACUUCAGGCAAUAGAAUGGUUGACUUUGGUGGAAAAAAUCUUAGGUGAUGAUUGGAUCAAUAAAGAUCUCUUUAGGAUUGGAGCCUCCAGUCUCCUAGAUGAUCUCGUCCAAACCAUCAAUGACUCAUGAUUAUUUAUCCAGUAAUCUCUUGACUUUCAUCACUAUUUUUGUACUGAGAUUGGCACUUCAACACUUUCCAGAAUAUAAUUCACUUCACUACUUC